AUGUGGUUGGAACAGGUCGGAAAGACCAAACAAGAAUUGAUCAAGAGGAAGAAACAACCAGUUGUUUCUAUCCAAUCUAUCAAUGAAAAUACUCAUCGGGACGAGAGGAUCUCCUCGUCUUCUCAAUCCUCAUCAUCGGAUUCUAGAAUGGAACAUCGGUCCAAUAUGGCCAUGAACGAAGACCAUUAUAAUGAUUGCAAACGUUGUUUAAUGUGCAAAUUACCAGUUGAUGAUCAAACAGAUACAAUUAGUGUGGGCAUGAAAGGUGUUCAUGGCCUUCAGAAAUUCCUUCCCUAUCAUCCCAAACGCUACUUAAUGGAACAUGAAGAAAUUCUUUCUGCUUCCGAGUGGAUGGAUUUAAUUUCAAAAGAAAAGCUCUAUGUUCAUUUGGAUUGUUACUCUGUCUAUACAGUGAGACCAUAUCAAAUUAUGUUUGAUAUGUUUGAAUUGAAUCUGAGAAAUGAUGGCGAAUGGAUGGAUACAUUUUCCGACGACUUGUACAAACGUAUUACACGUAUGCAGCAGCUUUAUAGGAAGGUGAAUGGUAAGAAGAGAACAAAGACACAGAAGGAGGAUGAUACCGACGAUGAAGAUGAUGGUGUUGAUGAUGACAAUGUUGAUGCUUCAACAUCCUCUCAGAAAAAGGUCAAAGUGGAUGCCAAUUCGAGUGUUUCGAAAAAGUCACCCCGAAAGAGUAGUACUAUUACAAAGGAUUCUCAAGCCUCACAACCCUCUUCUGUUGUAGUUGCACGAGAUACUGCUCAAUCUCUGCAAUGGGUACAAAGUUUGAGAGACUCGCUUGAAACAUUCACAUCGCCUUACUUGUUUGGAUUAUCCGAUGAAAUUUGGAAUGAAGUGCUGAGCUACUUGACUUUUCCUCAUUUACUGACUUUAAAUAGAGUAUCCAAAAGUUUUUAUUACUAUUCCACUCAGUCAAUACUAUGGAAAUCUCAAUGUAUUCAAACAUUAUGCCCAAAAGCAGUACAAGUUCAACAAGAAUAUUUUCCUCACUGGAAUGACGACUUUAAGAAAGUGUUUGUGAUGCUGUUUGGAAACUGCUGCAUUAUUUGUGGCGAAUAUUUGCGAUUGGAUGUGCAACUGCAUGAAAGCACUUCUCUAUCCCAAUCCAUGGGCAGUAUCUUAGUUCCAGAAUAUCCUCUCUAUUACAAUCAUUUACUUGAUGGGUGUGUCUGCACGGCUUGUUCUGGCUCUUCAUUAGCUGAAAACAUUACCAGAACAAACUCCAGGAAAAAGUACAGUGUCAUCGAUCAAGAUUUGUCUUUAAUUCGAUGUCUGCGCAGCCCCAACCCAUGGCAUCCAAGCACAGCGAUGUGUGUAUAUUCUGACUUGCAGCUUCAAGUGAUACAGAGUAAAAAGAAUGAAGAAACAAUUAUUUCCAAUUAUCACAGGUCUAAGAAGCAUUCGAAAGAAGACUUGUUGAAAUUGAUUAGAAAUUCAAAGAAUGGCAAGUAUGGAAAGAAUUGCAAACUUUUCGCCUAUCUCACUUCGAGCAAAGCAAAAGUUAAAAAAUUGUUUCGUGAAAUAUUUGCCUACAUUGAUACUCUUGAACCUUAA
Messenger RNA from Naegleria fowleri, 1575 nucleotides. RefSeq lists its product as uncharacterized. The record is from RefSeq and is a predicted model, not a curated record. The transcript has a single exon. The coding region runs from base 1 to 1575 and encodes 524 amino acids. Gene Ontology annotation, molecular function: protein binding. NCBI's taxonomy places the organism in Eukaryota, Heterolobosea, Eutetramitea, Acrasida, Naegleriidae.